This is a messenger RNA of Chondrus crispus (carragheen), 1350 nucleotides long. RefSeq lists its product as hypothetical. The transcript has a single exon. Lineage: Eukaryota; Rhodophyta; Florideophyceae; Gigartinales; Gigartinaceae. The record is from RefSeq and is a predicted model, not a curated record. Bases 1 to 1350 code for a protein of 449 amino acids.
AUGCCGUCAAGCGUGCCUUCCGAACUACCGUUUGGAGAGCUGAUGACUCUGCGCGAGAAUGUGCUGGCGUGGAUUUCACGUGACGCAGGUCUGGAGGAGUUUUUAAUUCCCGACAAAUUGAGUUCAAAAUGGACGAAGGAGCAGAAGGAGACUUGGACGGCGGCCGUAGUGGAAAAGUAUAUGCACCUGGACGACAGCGAGGGCAGCGUGAACAUGCGGAAGCGGAUCGUGGCUAGCGAGACGGCCUCUGCGUUACGGCGGUGCUGCGUGCUUUUACGCGAGGGAACAGCGAGCCAUCGGGACGUGAUAAAGACGGCGGCUGUGCUAGAGACGCUGUGGGACUCGAUCAGCCCGACGAUGGGGGACGAUGCGGUGUGGGUGAAAUGCUCGCUGACGUUUGAUACGGCGCUGAUCUCGAUCCGGCUGGCGUACUUGUGGAUCUAUCUUAACGCUGAGGCCAACGGAAAGUCGACGAGUUUUGAGACGCGCAAGGCUGUGUUUAAGGAGUGUGUCGAGUCGUUCUUCGUGAUAGGAGGGCCUGCGGAUAGCGGGAAGGACAAGCACUCAGUAAACUUUAAGGAGCUAGUGGAAACGUGGAGGGAAGAACUCAAAAGUUAUGCGGAGAACGAGGAAGAGGAGUUUGAGCUGCGCGUGAAGCAGGUAGAGGAGGGGUACAGUAGGGAGGCGACGGUGACUCGGAUCGAGAAGUUUAUGGGUUUAGCUGACAUGAAUGGGAGCUGGAUGCUGCACGUGCAGCAGAUGGACAAAGAGAUAGAAGCGGGAAUGUGGAAAAAGGGGGCUCGGCGAGGGCGGAAGGCGAAGGCUAAGGCUGUCGAGACGCGUGAGGAUGAUGCGGUGAAUGGAUUGGAGGAUAUUAUGUCAGUGUCGUCGUUCGAGGCUGCGGGUGUUGACAGAGAUUUUAAGAUUGAGAGUGAAGACAGUGGGAGUGAGAACGAAAAUGAGAUGAGUAGCAUUGGGGACUCGGAAGCAGAAGCAGAUGUGGUAGAAGAGGGGCGUGAGCAACGGGUGAGACGGCGGAAGUCUGCGCGUCUAUCUAGGGCGGAUAGGCAUAUCCAGGGGACCAAGAGAAAGGCAGCCGUGAAGGCUCAGCGGCAGAUGAGAAAGAAAAAGAAGGCGGAGGAGAAAGCCGCAGAGGAGGAGCAGCAGCAGCAGCAGGAAGAGGAAGAACACAUGGUGACCCCUAGGAGGAGCAAGCGAGGGAGGUCGACGACGGAGAAGGAGGAGGAUGAACUUCAGUCGCCGUACGUUGAGAGACGUACGGGGCGGUUCAGCGAACGGAGGCGAAGGGUGGCUAGCGCACUGAGGGCACUGCGGCCAAGGCGGGCGUGA